AUGCGUACCGGUAACAUCCGGCAGCCCAAAGUAGCCGAUACCAAUGCCCCAGCACGACGACCUGGGCGUCCUCGCAUGAAGGAUAGUCUGCCUAUAGAUCCAAAUGAUAACUCGCCUCGCUCUCGCAUGCGGCUCGCCCAGAGAUCGUAUCGUAACCGCAAAGCAAAUGAACUCACAGCCGCAAAAGCUAGGGCAGACUCCCUGGAAAAGGCUCUUAACAGAACUCUCGAUGAAUUCAUCAAGCUUCACCAGAUGUUGCUGGGCAAGCAGGACUACAUGCCGGCAGACUUCCUGAUGCAGCUCCAUGGAACAGCCACGAACAUCAUCUCUAUUGCAAAGAAUGCUCUGGCUGAUAAUUCUCCAGAACAUGAGUGUCAGGCUGGCGAAGUUCUCAUGUCAACGGAUAGCGACGAAGACGAAGACGAUGCCAUCGAAAUUUCCGCGCCUAUGAACUCUGGCAAUUUUUAUCCACAGCCUCCGUCAAUCUCUCAACGGAUCCUUCGCGCGUGCCUCGACAUCGCUGCAGAUAGACUCAAGCUGCCGAGAGUACCUUUUAUGCGCAUCCUCCCAGUCCUGCUUCUGCCGCUCCAGUUUGAAAGUGAAGACAACAUUCUCAGACGAGCUAUGAAAUAUCUCUCCCUUAGCGGCGAGGAAGCCCACCUGGAACAAGAGCGUUACUCUGUCAAGGCAGGGUACCUGCCCAAGAUGAUGCGUCUCAUUGAAGGGCAAACGCAUACUCUAGUACCGCGAAAGCCACAACCUGAUAUGCAGCGUUUGCAAUUUGGAUGCACGCGGACGGUGAUCUCUACAGCGGUACCGGAUCUCCAGGGAGAGUGGCUCGAACCCUUGGACGUAGAAGAGUAUCUCGAACAGCGAGGGAUAUUUGUUCGAGAGGAGGCGCCAGAUGAUGAUUUACUGAAUCUGGCCAUCCCCGCUGGCAGCAAACUAUCUGCAACGAUGACCAAUGUGAAUGAGACAGAUGCCCAGCAGCCAGACGUGCAAAAUCAGACUUAUACCAAAGACGUACCAUCGAAUCCUGAUGAGCUCGGCAUUGGCCAUGAUUACGAUAUAUUCAACCACCAGCGCGAUUCAGCAACAGCGUUUGCAAACUCCCUUUGGGAUAUCGAUGGAACAAGCAUAUCGCCGGAAAACAUACCAAUGUGCAAUUCUGAGCAGAUUAACAUCACAAUAAACCUCGAUACCUUGGUCCAUAAGCUCGUGUCCAAGGCCGUGUGCUUGGGAGCCUGCCCCGGAAUACGAAGAGCGCAUGUCGAUGAGGCGAUUCGAGGGUCAGUGGUGUGGAUGCAAGAGACAUAUAAAUGA
Molecule: messenger RNA, 1323 nt
Organism: Trichoderma gamsii
Lineage: Eukaryota; Fungi; Ascomycota; Sordariomycetes; Hypocreales; Hypocreaceae
Exons: 2
Coding region: 1-1323 (440 amino acids)
Source: RefSeq, a predicted model, not a curated record